AUGUUGAUGGAGAAAUACAGAGAAGGUCAGGAGUUGCACUACGUAUUUGUAGACUUAGAGAAGGCUUAUGACAGGGUGCUGAGAGAGGAGUUGUGGCACUGUAGGAGGAAGUCAGGAGUGGCAGAGAAGUAUAUGAAGGUGGUAAAGGACGUGUAUGACGAGAGCGAAACAGCAGUGAGGCGUGCAGCAGGGAUAACUGUAGCUUUCAAGGAAGAGGUGGGUUUGCACAAAGGAUCAACUUCGAGUCCUUUACUGCUUGCAAUGGCGAAGGAUAGAUUGACAGAUGAGAUUAGAAGGGAGUCUCCGUGGACAAUGGUGUUUGCGAACAACAUUGUGUUAAGUGGCGAGAGCCGGGAGGAAGUUGAGGAGGAGCUGGAAAGGUGGAGAUAUGCACUGGAGAGAAGGGGAAUGAUACAAAGUAGUUACAAGACGGAGUAUACGUGUGCAAAUGAGAGAGAUAGCGGGGAAACAGUGAGGCUGCAAGGUGUAGAGGUAAAGAAAGUCAAUAAAUUCAAAUACUUAAGGUCAACCGUAUAA
Messenger RNA from Penaeus vannamei (Pacific white shrimp), 537 nucleotides. Lineage: Eukaryota; Metazoa; Arthropoda; Malacostraca; Decapoda; Penaeidae. The record is from RefSeq and is a predicted model, not a curated record.